AUGGCUUGUUCCAAAGCUGAAGACCUUAUCAAUCAACUCAUCGAAGCUACAUUGAAAUUACUCGAAUUCGGCUUGAAUAUCAUGGAUGCACUGCGUGUACAAAAACUCCUGACACUACGAAAUCAAAAGAUUGGAUUAAUUAGUGAUGAUGCUUGUUUACCGGAAUGUAGUCUUCGAUUUUCUUUAAAUUUUGACUUGAUGAUGUUUAAUAAGUUAUUACGAAAUGCAUGUCUUCGUGCUCGUGCAACGCUGAAUGAGUUACGUGUUUGUCGACUUCGAUAUCCCAAUGCACCAUUGGUGCUUGAACCCAAGACAAAAGUGAAAUUUCAAAAAUUACAACGAAAAAUUCAAGAAUUCGACGAAGCUGUCAGAUCUGACAAAAUGAUUGCACGGCGUGAUCUACGAGACUUCCGAGAGAUCUCAAUCAUUUUCUCGCAAUUGGAACAUGAUUUGAAACUACUCAUCUGUAGUUUAGAAUGUGCAAGUACAAUGAAAGACACGUCGAUUGCACAAAAGGCCGAAAUCGACGAGAAAAUCGCUGCUGCCGAACAACAGAAAGCUUUACAAGAGCAGAAGGUAUCGCAAACGAAUUCGACAACUCCUCUGCAACAAAAACCGUCCGCCGCUCGAGUUCCGAAGAACCGAACGAACGAAGCGCUUUACACUGGUCGAAAUACCAAUCGCACAUCUCAACAACGUCGUCAAGACAUGACGGCGAUGAUUGCUGCUGCUAGUCAGCAGAAACUUGAAUCAAAUCACGAGAAACUGUCUGUACAAACGAAUACAUUACCCACAACUCAAUCCGAAAGAAGUCUGAAAGAAAGUAAUUCAAAUGAUAUUAACAGUACUAAUAAUAAUAAACACAAUGGUAAACUGCCUAGACAUAUAAAUCGUCAUCAUUCGUCGAUCAAAUCCAACAUGUUACAGCAGCAACGGAAAGGAAAUGCGGCAAGCGAUGAAAUUCGAUUAGAUCAUCGACAAGUAAAACAAUUUCGUCAUGACUUUAUCAAAAAAUGGACUGAUGAUGCACGGCAAAUAUAUGCACAAAGUCAUUUAAUUCGUUCUUCGAAUAUUUCUUCGACUCCAGUCGUUCGUGUUGAUUUUGAAAAUAAUCAUCGACAUAGACCAAAAUCAACAUAUCAUCACUACCGUCAUCGUCGUUCUUCUUUUUCGUCGUCGUCUUCGUUAGUUCCCAACAAUACUAAAACUUCAUCUUCAAUGGAGGACUUGCGUCAUGGUAAAACAAAAGCAUGCUCAUCAAAUUCAACUAGUCUCUCAUCCGCUAUUGAAAAUCAAUCGAAUAUCAAACAACAACAACAACAACAUGCAUCAUCAAACAACAGUGCCCAUGUUCAGCGAAACUUCAAUGAUAACAUAGAAUGUAAAAUUAGUUAA
This is a messenger RNA of Adineta ricciae, 1395 nucleotides long. NCBI's taxonomy places the organism in Eukaryota, Metazoa, Rotifera, Eurotatoria, Adinetida, Adinetidae. The record is from the annotation of a GenBank genome assembly.